AUGUUGCCAGUUUCUUUCAGCCAUGGUGCCAACUUCCCCAUCAAUAUCAUACUGUACACAAACACUGCCCAGUUCUCGCAGCUUCUCCUCUCUUGGGAAGCUGCUGUUGCAGAGCUGGUCAUUAUAAACCUCUCUUAUUUGCAAGGAACAAGACAUCCAAGAACUUUAUCAAAUUUAAUAAUGUCAGCAGUUAAUAUAGCGCAGACCUAUGCAACAAAUUCACCGUUACCCUCUGGAUUAAGAACUUUUCUAAGUUUUCCUGAAGCCCUCAUGAUAUUAGAAUUGAUAUUUGGAGGUUUGGUGUGGAUUUUGGUUGCUGCUACGAGGGUCUUUCUGCCUUUGCUACAAGGAUGGGUGAUGUUUGUGUCGGUUACCUUCUUUGUCUUAACAUUAUUACUCCUGAUCAUGUACAUUCUUGGAAGCCACAAAGAUAGAUGUUCAUGGAUACUUAUGGAUGCCGUUUAUCACUGUAUUGCUGUUCUCUUCUACCUAAGUGCCGCUGUGUUACAAGCUAAUGCAACAAUAACAACCAAGAAUUCGCAAAAGAUAUACCAGGAAAAUAUUGCUGCAACAGUAUUUGCUUUUAUUGCAACAUUGCUAUACUUAAUCCAUGCGAUUUUCUCUUUAAUGAGAUGGAAGAAGAGUGCAUAAAUCCAAAUACUCAUUUUUUAAAAUGCAUUCCAAGGACAAGUGACAUAUGGGUCAAGCAAUGCCAAUAAUGCUAUUUAUAUUGUAAAGUAAAUUUCAGAAACUUGGGGAUAUUUAUAAUGUGAUAUCUAUAUUUUUGUAUUCAGGCCACUGAGCUGUUUCCAUCAUUGUGUCCAUCAUACUGUGAAUGUUUUUUCAUAGAAAGGUUUCUAAUAUCUCAUCUAAAUUAGUGAAUAAAUUAUAGGAAACAUCUACUUAUAUCUAUGACCAUCUAUCCAUAUGGAGAGACAGACGCCAUCGGAAAUGUAUGCAAAAAAUUAUAUUAUUCCAUGACAAGAAAACAAAUAACUUCUAUAGAUUCCUACCAUUUACACAGAACUGGAAAAGCUCAUAUUUGAAACUAAAUUUAUUGUUUAAAAAAGCGUUUCAAUCACAACUGCAUGCUGUAAAUCCCUAUGUGAUACAGGAAAUAUUAGUGGGGACCAUGGGAACACAUGAAAUAUGUCACAAAAGAACAUGAUUUUAUUCAUCUGGCUCCGAGAGAAGCUACUUAUACUGGAAUAAUGUACCCCCUAUUGUUCCACAGUGAGUUGCACCUUAACUACAUUCAUUAAAGGUCAAAAUGCUCUUUUUGCACUUCCAUAUUGUUGCCCUCUGAACCUCUUAGUCCUUUCUGCCUUCUGUUCUUAAUCAUGUGCUUCUGCACCUAUUGACACAGGGAAAUCCUGGAGAUUCUGCCACCUACUGACCAGGCGGUAGCUCAGGGGUUCCUUUGGCAUUCUGCAUUAUUAGGCCCACAAUUGCGCUGAAAAAAGGCAGAAAGGCAGAAAAUAAAACAUGUCAGAAACACGCUAAACACCAGAAAUGAUGCCAGGAAGACUUAAGCCAGCCAUACACUCACCAAUAAUAUAGUACGAAACCUCGUUUCAUAUGAUAUUCGUUUGCAUGUAUGGCUGCUCUGAUAUCGCAAAAGGCUGCGGAUAACGGUCGAUUUCUUGAUCGGGUGCCAUUGAAGGCGCCCAGGCAAAAUCUACGUUCAGGGUUGAAUCGGUGGGUGGAGGUAGAAUUCCUAUUGUUUCUACCUCCAUAUCUGACAAUUCAGCCCUGAACAUCAGUGGAGGUUGGGAACGAUCUUUAGUGUGACCAAUGAUUGCAUGAAAGAUCGAAAUUGCUACGUGUAUGGCCACCUUUAGAACAUAUUUGGCACAAGUGCACGCAAUUUGAAAUGAAUUGCACAUGCAUUUACAUCCAUUUUGGCAAGCUAGGCACAGCUGCAGUAGGCACAACACAAUUACAUCAAGAUAUUUGCCUGUUUGAAUCAGAAAUGAUGCUGAUUUUUUUUCUUUAUAAUCUUUCUUUAAUAAUGCAUUGUGGGAAAAAACAUGGUGAUUACACUUAAAAUUGUACUUUGCACACUGUGUCUGGUUACAUGAAUGCACCUUAUAGUAAAUAAUGUUCCCCUAUUGUAACAUAUAAGCAAAUUAUAAGUUACUGAGGAGUUACAUGCUCAUAUAAAGGCAUGAGUUCAAAGGCCAUAGUCUACAAUAAAGGGUAUUUUAUUUCUUAUAAAACACAAGUCAAGUUAUGUGACAGAAAUUACAUCACUAAGCACUGAUUAUAACUGAUGACAUCACUAAGCACCAUUUAUAAGGAUAUUCAGUGCUCUUGUGUACUAUAAUGAAAUAAUAAGUCACUGCAGAGAUCUAUAACUUAUAAGUACACAAGGCAGCAAGACAAGUGUCUUUAUACAAGUCAGAGAACUCAGAGGCGGCUUCUAAUAUUUUACAGCAGUGGUACAUUAUUAUUUAUGAUACAAAAGUCAUGUGAUAUCAGCAAAUACUGACAAUAAACACCAUUUAUAAGGAUAUAUUUAAAGUUAUUUGUUGCUCUUAUGUAUGAUAAUAUUGUUGUACAGUAGAAUUAAUGGAAGUAGGAGUGUAAGUAUUGCUGUAUAAUAAAGAUUUAUACAUGAA
Messenger RNA from Xenopus tropicalis (tropical clawed frog), 2621 nucleotides. RefSeq names its product provisional ortholog of mal, T cell differentiation protein. Bases 1 to 651 code for a protein of 216 amino acids. Lineage: Eukaryota; Metazoa; Chordata; Amphibia; Anura; Pipidae. Gene Ontology annotation, cellular component: membrane. The record is from RefSeq and is a predicted model, not a curated record. The transcript has 5 exons.